GUCUAAUCGGCAGACGGUAGCCGUUCAUAUAGCCACAGCGAUUUCCGCUGUAUGUUUGUUAUGAUGAAGUGGUUGAUGGGUUAAGUUUAUAAGGUUAUGUUGUUGUUAUUAUUAGUGUGUUUAGUGAGAUACUGAAUAAUAUAUUUGAAAAUAAUUAUAUCGUUCAUAAUGGACCCAUCUACUACAAAAUGCAAAAGUAGAAAUUUCAAUGGAUGUAAAUUUGGUCAAUUUCCGGAUGAUUCAAGGAAACGCCGAUAUAAAAACGAUGGGCAGCAUGGAGUAAAGCAAGAGCUGAAAGGUAAGAAGAUGCAUACAAAAUCAUUCAGCUCAUCAGCCCCUGAUAGUAAAAUUAAAUUUAAAAAGCACAGCAGCAGUACUUUUAGACUUGCAGUUGAAGAGUAUAAUAAUAAAAAGUUAGAAAUUCAGAAACAAAAAGAAGAAAUGAAAAAUAGAAAAGAAGAAACAAAACAAGCUUUGCAGCGAUAUAAGGAAACAAAGGCUAUAAAAAUGAAAACAUUGUCAAGAAAAACAAAAAAAGGACAACCUGUAAUGAAAUAUAGGAUGCAAAAUUUACUAGAAAGAAUUCAAAAUGGAUUGAAGUAAUAAAUGUUAUCUUAUUUUA
This is a messenger RNA of Homalodisca vitripennis (glassy-winged sharpshooter), 622 nucleotides long. Its product is annotated as thyroid transcription factor 1-associated protein 26 homolog. Gene Ontology annotation, cellular component: nucleus. The transcript is spliced from 3 exons. Bases 169 to 603 code for a protein of 144 amino acids. The record is from RefSeq and is a predicted model, not a curated record. NCBI's taxonomy places the organism in Eukaryota, Metazoa, Arthropoda, Insecta, Hemiptera, Cicadellidae.